Messenger RNA from Pogoniulus pusillus (Red-fronted tinkerbird), 2098 nucleotides. RefSeq names its product elaC ribonuclease Z 1 (gene ELAC1). Gene Ontology annotation, molecular function: 3'-tRNA processing endoribonuclease activity. The transcript has 3 exons. The record is from RefSeq and is a predicted model, not a curated record. The coding region runs from base 52 to 1140 and encodes 362 amino acids. NCBI's taxonomy places the organism in Eukaryota, Metazoa, Chordata, Aves, Piciformes, Lybiidae. Gene Ontology annotation, cellular component: nucleus.
UGUCCAGAGGCUCAAAACCUCCUUUUCAGGCAGCACACUGACUUACUCAAGAUGUCAAUGGACGUAACUUUCCUGGGCACGGGCUCAGCUUAUCCCUCCCCGACAAGAGGAGCCUCGGCGUUGGUGCUUCGCAGGGAAGGAGAGUGCUGGCUCUUCGACUGCGGCGAGGGGACGCAGACACAGCUCAUGAGGAGCCACCUCAGAGCAGGCAAAAUUACCAAGAUUUUCAUAACUCAUCUUCAUGGUGAUCACUUCUUUGGCCUUCCUGGCUUGCUGUGUACCCUUAGCCUCCAAGCUACCUCUGACCCAAACAAGCCACCAGUUGAUAUUUAUGGACCACUAGGACUGAGAAGCUUUGUCAAGAGGAGUAUGGAGCUCUCCCACUCGGAGCUUCUCUUCCCUUACACUGUUCAUGAACUGAUACCUACACGUGACCAGUGCCCUGCAGAAGAAUUUAAGGAGUUGUCUUAUUUGGACAGAGAUGAGAUGUCUUGCCAGGGAAGUCAAGGGAGAAAACUGCACCUGGAUCCUGUGGAGAACUCCUACUUGCUGAUUGAGGAUGAGCAGCUGGUGGUGAAAGCAUUUCGCCUCUUUCACCGCAUCCCUUCCUUUGGCUUUGUGGUGGAAGAGAAGCCCCGGACUGGAAAACUCAACGUGCAGAAACUAAAAGACCUUGGAAUUCAGCCAGGACCUUUAUAUGGGAAACUGAAGAGUGGAGCUCCAGUUGUUCUGGACAAUGGAGUGACAGUUUCUCCUUCUGAUGUCUUAGAAGACCCUAUUGCUGGAAGGAAAAUCUGCAUUUUGGGGGAUUGCUCAGGUGUGGUUGGAGAUGCAGCUGUGAAGCUUUGCUGGGAGGCAGAUUUACUGAUCCAUGAAGCCACUUUGGAUGAUACACAAGAGGAAAAGGCCAGAGGGCAUGGACAUAGCACUCCCAAAAUGGCAUCAGAGUUUGCAAAGCUGUGUAAAGUUAAGAAACUAGUGUUGAAUCACUUCAGCCAGAGGUAUAAACCAGCUGCUCAGAGAGGUGAGGGAGAUGCAGACGUCACUGAGCUGAAGAGACAGGCUGAGUCUGUGUUAGAAGGUCAGGAGGUAACACUGGCUGAGGACUUCACUACCAUAGACAUUCCAAUGAAAAAGUAAAAAGCUCUGUGUGCAUAGGAUGGGGUUGGAUAGCACCGAAAAGCAGUGGUGGGGGAGGGUUUCUGGUAUCUGAAUUAAUUCUUUUCCUUGGCACGCAGGAAAUAUUAGGCCUUCCCCGUUCCAGAGAGACAGGGAACUGCCAGAGAGACUCCAGCAGAGGCUGCACAGAUGCUGAGGGGCUUGGAGGAGCUCUGUGAGGAGCAAAGGCUGAGAGCCUUGGGGCUGAGAGCCUGCAGCAGAGCAGCCCCGGAGGGCAUCUACGCAAUGCUUAGCAAGAGCUAAAUUUGCUGUGAGGGGCAAGUAGCUGGAGCCAGGCUCUUGGCAGUGGUGCCCAGGGACAGGGCAAGGGACAGUAGGCACAAAGUGUCACCCAGGAGGUUCCAUCUGACCACAAGGAGAAAAUUGCUUGGUGUGAGGGUGCUGGAGGCCUGGAGCAGGCUGCCCAGAAUGGUUGUGGAGUCUCCUUGUCUGGAGAGCUUCCAACCCCCAUCCUUGGCCAUUGUGCUGCUGGCAAGCUGCUGUGGGUGCCCUGCUUUAGCAGGGGGGGUUGGACUGGAUGCUCUCCAACCCUCACUUUGCUGGGACUCUGAUGCAAACUUGGCAGAGAACCUGACAGAGUUAGCAUUGCUUUUGUAAAGUAAGAAAAAAGGAUCCUCACACACCUGGAGCUUGGACCACAACCUGUUCCGUGAUGGUUACAGACACUCCCCCUCCCAGCAAAACAAAUGUGUUGCUGUAAGCCUUCACAGCUCAGGGACCUUCCUAGGACCACAGAUGCCUAGAGCAGAGCAUUGGGAUCAUUUACUCUUGAGGAGGGUUUAUGUUCUGCACCAGAAUUGAAGAUCCCUUGCCUGUUACAAGCUUUUGGAAAGCAUCUACCUGCAUGCUGCAUUAGCCAAUUUCUAUGGAAGUGGAGAGUCUUACACUGGAACUAAUAAAACUUUUACAGCUCUGCCAA